ACAGAAACCAAGGAAUGCGGAUAAUCUGGUAAACUAGCUAGCUACAACUAAAUAAAGUUUUAAAACUUUUUAAAAAAUACUUUUUAUGUCAACAGAGCAUCGUAGAGAAGUACAGAACAUCACGUUAUGUUUUAAAAAUAAGACUACAAAUCCAUUUUAUUUCUGGGAAAUCACUUUUUAAAAUUGUUUGAGAAAGUUAGCCUAGCUCAGUAGAUUUAAGACGCACGAGACCUGGCGUGAGGUUACGGUUACGUCACCUGUCUGGUUAAAGUCAUCAUUUAUCUGAUCUGUGGAAGAACCUGGCUGCUUGUGGAGUUAGACAUCACAUCAGAAUGGCUUCAGCAGUGUUUCCCCGCCAGAAAACACGAUUUCUCCCAGAUAUCAAUGAGAAGAGCCCUGUCAAAGCCAGCCUGCAGAGAAAGGAAGUGAAAAAGCCCAACCGAGGCUCUGGUGAGAGGGAGACGAUCCAAACCACCACGAUGAAUGCUGGUGAAAUAGCGCAAUUCCGAUACAGUCUGCACCAGAAUCUUUGCGUGUCCAUGCUGCAGGAGGGAUUUCCUCGCUCCUUUAAAGAGUUUUUCUCUUUGCUGCAGCGCUGGAAGGCAGACCGUUUAGCUGCAGGUCCGGACAGCAAGCUGUGGCUAACACGCUCUCUGGAGGAGCAACCACACAAACUGGAGAAGCUGAAAGAGCACCUGACCCGUGCUGAGGCUGCUCAAAGAGCCGAUCAGUAUGUGGAGGUGUAUGAGAGUCAUUUGUCCCUGGCGAAGUUUUUCUCAGAGCCAGAGGACAUGUGGCUGCGUCGUCAUUUUUACAAGCUCAGCCUCGAGGCUGCCCGUGAAGUCAAGAUGGACUCCAGCAGGAGGGAGGCUGAGGCCAAUGCGCACCUCGCCCACCUGUAUUUAGAGCGAGGAGACUUGGAACUUGCGCAGGAGCAUUUUGAGAUGUUUCACCACCUGGCAGUGGGACAGUCGUGGCAGGACGAGAGCGGACACACACACCUGUUUCGCUCAUGUGAAAGUCUCUGCAGGGUUUACACACUGCUGGCACAGAGGCAGCUGCAGUGUAGAGAAUACGUAGCGGCUAUUCAGCUCCUCAAACAGGCCUACGAGAUGACUAAAGAAGCAGGUGAUAAGAAAAUGGAGGGCGAGGCAGCGUACAGACUUGGACUAGCCUAUCAGAGCAUGGGCAAUCAAACAACUGCUAAACAGUUCCUGAACAUAUUCAUGGAGAUCUCUACAGCCCUGGGAGACAUGGAGAGCCUCGGCAAAGCCUAUAAGGCCAUUGCUAAAUCUCUGGAGAGUGAGGAUAAAAUAAGUGACGCCAUUGAGCAUUUACAGAAAUAUCAUGAGGUUUGUCAGGAGAACAAUCAGCAUGAAAAUCUACAGGACGCCUACAUGUGUCUGGGCUCCAUACACAUCUCUCAAGCUCAGUAUGAGCGAAGCUGUGAGUAUUUUACCAAGGCCUUUGAGAUGGCAUGCAGUCUAGACUUGAAACCAUGCGUUCAGAAAGCUGAGGUGUGUCUGGGCAUUGCCCGAGCUCAUUCCGUGCUGAGGGCAUACACUACCCACUUGCAGACCAACAUGCCAACAAACGUCUGUACACUCAUCUCCUGGAAAGAGACACGAGAGGACAAGUUCCACGAGAUGCUGCAAGAAAUUUGGAAAGGAGAAAACCCAGACCUCUAGCUUUUUCUUCUUUCUUUCUUUCUUUCUUUCUUUCUUUCUUUCUUUUAUUUAGUUUGUUUUAUUUAAUCCACAACAAUACUGAAGCGUCAAUCAUUAGAUGAACUUAAAGCAUUAAAUUCACCCUCCAGGAAGCUGAAGUGUAUAUCCUGAUCACUUAACCUUAGAUAUCUGUCUCUCUUAUUUUGAAUCAUCUAACUAGAGAUAAAGGAAGAGUGGAUCAAUUUAUUCCCCAUAUUUUAACAUCUAAUUUAUAAUAUUCCACUGGAAACGCUAUUGAAUAUGCAUUGCACAUUCUUUCCUUUUUGUAUUUUAAUAAGAGUACUAUCACGCUGAAAUGAAUUACAGUUAUUUCUAUUCCUAGUUCUACUCAGUUUCAGGGAUUCACUUAUCCAUAGCUAUUAACAAUAUGAACAAUAUUUAUUAAAAACUAUUGUUCAUGUUUAUUAGAGAAACUGAAUCAACCAUAUAAAGUUUCAUGUUGGAAAUAAUCAUUUUAAUAGAUAGCCUAAUUCUAUUAUUUGUUAAUGUCUCUUCUUCUUUGAUAUAUUUUUUUCUGUUAUUGGAGUUAUAUAAGUGACCAACAGGGGGCAAAAUUACAUAAAAAUAUGUUUUAGGCUGUGGUGCAUUGAACAGGAAAUUUAAAUCACAAAUAAAUAAAUAAAUAAAUAAAUGAAAAAUCAUCCAGUCAACAUCCGUUAGAGUGAGUAAUUAGGCUGUUAUGAGAAGAUGUAGAAAUAAUGAGUAUAUCAGAAAGAAACUGUACAGAAAACCAGACAAAACAGCAAAAUGAACAUUCCUGUUAAGUGAAGCAUGAAAUUGAAUUGUGUAAGAAAUGCAGAGGUUAUGAAAUAUUCAACGCAGACAUGAAGAAAUGAUUAUUGCAACAUUCAGGUGCUUUCUGAAUUAGUUAUAUAAAACAUACACAUAAAAUGGGGUGAUAUGUAAAAAUAAUAAUAAAAGCAUUUAACACAAUUCCUCGUACACAUGAGGCAUUUCAUCUAUGUACAGUCUUCAGUUAACUGAUUUUUAUGAUUUAUCACAAUAAUAUGUUUAUAAUUUUAGACAGUACACAGUUUUAAUGGUUUGUUUUCUUUCCUCUUCUUUUUUUUUUUUUAUAACUUACACAGUAUUCUUAAAAGACUUAUUAUUAAUAGUAGCAGUUACACACCAUCCAUUUAUGCACCACUUUAUUUCCGGCCAGGUUUAUUUCAAGCCAAGUCAACUGUCAUUUAGGUAUAAACUUGGGACUAGGUUUAUAAAAUUCAGGUUGCCAUAUGUGCCAGUAUGCUGCCCAUGUUGGAAUCUUUGGUUUUUAGAUACAUGUCCUGUUGUUGUUUAGUGAUUUCUGUAACUGUAAGGUUUGACAUUAAUAGAUUUGUGCAAAUGUCAUAUUUAAUUGUCUUAAACUGUGAUAGUGACUGGUGUUUGGACCCCUUCCACAUUCCUUAAUGGCGCAACAGAUGUCUUCUGAUGAUGCAAUAUCCUUCUGUAUUUUCCACACCCCAGGCGUACAGGAAAGGGGUCAGGCUCUUGUCAGGGGAAAAAAAAUGUUUCUCAAUGUCUUAAAAAAAAAUAGACUGAUGGAAGAAUCCUCUGAUGGAUGGUUCUUUAACCAUUUUUGUUGGAGCUACAUGGAAGAACCAUUUCCCACCAAAAAGAACCAUAAUGCAAGUGUUGAUGGGAAGGGGUUCUUCAGUUUAUUGUGACAGCAUGGAAAAAAUGAUUAAAGAGCCGAGCCCAUAACGAAAAUUUCUAUCAGUCGUCCUAGUGGUGCAGCAGAAAAGCGUUCACUCUACCAUGGGAAGAUGGUAUUUCUGGUUUAAUUAGCGUGUGAGUUCAUUAUUGUUAAGGAUAUAUUUCCUAAAUUUACCCUUGGUUCAGUAAGAAAUAAAACACAUGGUGGCAUGCUGUUAUAGGAAAAUAAUCAGUGACAUGAAACAUAGUUACUGUUACCACCCCAAAAUUUUCCAAUAACAGCAUGUUCCAGAAGUGUUUUAUUCCUCUUAUACAAUAGCAAUCUGCCAAUGCUAGCAUUGUUUUAUUUAUUAAAUAACAAU
Pangasianodon hypophthalmus (striped catfish) is the source of this 3745-nucleotide messenger RNA. It is a transcript of the gene ttc29, whose product is annotated as tetratricopeptide repeat domain 29. NCBI's taxonomy places the organism in Eukaryota, Metazoa, Chordata, Actinopteri, Siluriformes, Pangasiidae. The record is from RefSeq and is a predicted model, not a curated record. The transcript has 10 exons. The coding region runs from base 333 to 1688 and encodes 451 amino acids. Gene Ontology annotation, molecular function: protein binding.